AUGUCUGAGGAACAAGAAAAGACAUCUAUUGCCUCUGAAAUAGUGGAUGAAACUGCUAACGAAGAAAACGAGGAGGAGAAACUCGAAGAAAACGAGGAGGAACUUGAAGAAAACGAGGAGAAACUUGAAGAAAACGAAGACACUGUGGAAGUGGAAAAAGAAGACCCUGACGAAACUGAAAAAAAUGUUCCUGAAACAUCCCAAAUCAAUGAUCUUAACAAUCCCGAGCUUUUACCAAACAUGACCCCUGCACUUCUUCGACAGACAAUCGCAGAUGAGUUGGAACGUCUGAAAAAUAUGAAACCAGCAGAAUUUGUGGAACGAUUGGAAGAGUUGAAGAAUUUGCAUAAACAUAUUUAUGAAGCUGCCGAAAAAUUUAUCAAAGAGGUUGUGGAACAGGUUCCAACUCUCACACCUAUUUUUAAACUCGUGAGCGAAUUUGAUCAGAAAGCUUGCGAUAAAGCACUGGAAACUACGCUUGAUGACUGGGAAAAUGCUGGCAUCACGUCAGAAGACCGUGAGGGAAUAAUGAAUAGUCUCAAAGAAAGAAUGGUAGAAGCAGCCAAAAUCAAUUUCGAUUUCACCCAUCAAGUAAGUUAUAUUGCGUCACCGUUGACUGUCUGGCGAUUGGCUGCUUGUACUGCUAUCUGGGCAGGUCACAAAGAAUUGAAAAUGGCCUAUGAAAAAGCCAAAUUUAAUUUUGAAGAUACUGAAUCUCUAAUAUCUGGAAGCGAUGAUAAAGAAGAUGCUGAUUUAGCGGACAAUACCGUAAAGGAAGAUGGCCCUGAUUUUGAUGCAUUGGAAGAGGGUCAGGAACAGGAGAAUGAAUUGGACGAAGCUGAGAAAGAGAGGGUAGAUGCAGAAAUUGAAAUUGAGGGUCAGCUGAAUGCGGAAGAAAUAGCAUUGUCAGAGAGACCAGCCCCUAAAGAUUGGGUGAAAUAUUUCUAUACUACUCGAGAAGGUAAUGAGGAGCGUGUAAUCUGCUACGUUCGGGCACCACCAGAUUGCUUGACCAGUGAGGAUCGUUUGAUAUGUACCUUCGGCAACUCCGAUGCAGAAUGGCCCAAUCUCCCUGGUAAUGCCGAGGUUAUCGGUCAUUUCGUUUGCAUUAGACCAAAACAUCCUAAACUCAUUUGCAUCCUACCUGAUGAACCCUGGAUAAUUGGUAUUCCCCAUAACUACGGCAAAAAUCCUACCAGAGAGGUAGUGGUCUACUCGAUGGAGUCAAGCGAUACAGGAAUUGACAACAGGUUAUCAAAAAGGGAUGAUUUAGAACCUCCUCAAACUAUGUGGUUGGAUAUGCCGACAACUGAUGUAACUGUCGAGAAUGGUCAUUACCUUGAAUUCAGACUAUCACGUCUCGCUGUGCCCCUGACCUUUGCUCCAGCUGUGAGAAUUCGUCGAGAUAUUGGAGAAAUUGGCAAACCAGGUGGGAAGAUAACAUCUUUGGUGGACAAAAGGGUCCAGCCCAUAAGUCAGCAUCAUGCUCACAUACUGCGCGACCAAAAUUGGUCAUUGAUGUCUCAGUUCACAUCCUGCAGUGCCAUAGUCACUCUCACUGGACCGAAAAAGAUUCUUUUUGAAAAUGCGAUAAUCACACUGCCCCUAACUGAAUCCAAUCCAACGAAUCAAGUUGCCAUUUUGUCGAAUGCCUCAAUGCCGGAAGCUUUUUAUGGGCGCAAUAAGACGGAUAGCUCCGAAGAGAAUAGUGAAGAAAAGGAAACGAAUGAAGAGGAUAAGGAAGAGGAAAGUGAAGGUAUUGCCAGCAGCAGCGAAUUGGACGCCUUUCAAGCUUCGCUUUUCCUUCCAAAACUCCUUGCCGGAUCUAAUUCUGGUCAUUCUGCGGUGAAUUUAAUGUGGGCUGGUCUAGAAGAUUCCGACUGGCAGAUAUGGAAAAAUGCUGAGAUUUUAGAUACUAAAGAUAAUGAGAUCUACUGUUUUAGCAUAAAUCGCAUCGUUCCUCGAAAAUUUAUGGCUAUAGAGACUAGAACGGCGGUUGAUAGUGAAUGUUUAACCACUAUGGCUCAGUUAUUAGAAAGGAGCAUUUCUCAGCGAAUUGUCUAUGCUUGCUUGAGACAGAAGAAGGAGGAUCCGAGUCAAGUCUGCGUUGCUCUCUGUCUUACAGAGGAUCUUGAAACGACGCUCGAACAGAUGGGUGCCAAAGGCUAUACUGAAGGUGCUAAGGCGAUUGGGCCACUAUUUGUCUAUGAAAGACAGCAAUUCAACAUCACUUUGAAGGGCAAUAUUCGUCUUAAAAAGAUUGAGGUAGAAGAGUUUGAUCCGUCAGCUCAGGUUUCCUGCCAGAAUUACCGAGGUUUUGUGGAAUUUUCCUAUAUGAAUCUUGCUCGAGUCCCAAACAGAAAGGAUAGAACAAAAGGAAGAUUUAUUACCGAACUGCAAAAUGUUGUUCUGUGUCAACUUCUUAUUACUCUCCCAAAAAGAGAUAGUGAUACAGAUACUGAUAAGACAAUUAGUUCAUAUAAAUUUGAAGCAAAUGAUGGGAUAACAAACGAUUCACUAAAACAAAUAGCUAGUAAAUUACCCGAAGACAGUUGGAGAUACCUUGGAUCUGCGCUAAACCUCUCCAGAACGCAACUUCAAGCUAUAGGAGGUAGAGCGGAAUACUCGGGAAAGAACAAAACCCUAACGAUGCUGAGAAGUUGGAUCAAGCAUUUAGCGCUGAAGGAGGACAGAACAGAUAUUCUAAGCAGGGCACUGGCCACGAUAGGUCGAACAGAUUUAAUUAGUACUCUCCACUCUUCUGACGUGAAAAAACAGGUAACGCCCGAAUCAGGAUUAUCACGGAAUUCACAGGCUUCUGCUGCAGUUAAAGAAUAA
Molecule: messenger RNA, 2838 nt
Organism: Rodentolepis nana
Lineage: Eukaryota; Metazoa; Platyhelminthes; Cestoda; Cyclophyllidea; Hymenolepididae
Source: the annotation of a GenBank genome assembly